This is a messenger RNA of Trichobilharzia regenti, 815 nucleotides long. The record is from the annotation of a GenBank genome assembly. NCBI's taxonomy places the organism in Eukaryota, Metazoa, Platyhelminthes, Trematoda, Strigeidida, Schistosomatidae.
AUUAACGAGUGUGAAUUGGUUGAGAAAAUGUCUCACAAGAUGGUGCUAUUCCCGUUCAUUGUCGUGUCACUUAUUUCGUCGAAUGUUGAAUCGCAAGUAGCAUGCUCUGGAAAUCGAGGAAUUUCACCAGCCGUCGCCUCGUUUGUGAAACCACCAUACGUAGGAUCAGUUUGGUUCACUGGAAGUAAAUAUUACAUUCACGUCAAUGGAAGUGUGUCGGGCUUCCAACCUGGAACACAACAUGGAGUACACGUGCAUCAAUAUGGUGGACUUGGGAAUAAUUGUAAUGAUGCAGGACCACACUGGAACCUAUACAACAGAAAUCAUGGUGGACCAAAUACCACAGUCCGUCAUGAAGGGGAUCUCGGUAACGGAGUGGUUGACGCUAGAGGGAACUUGCAAAUCGAUGUGUAUGUGAAUCCGCGCGAUAUCUGUCGGUACAAUGGCUUUCUUGGUCGUGCACUGGUUAUACAUCAAAAUCAAGAUGAUUUGGGCACGAGGCCAACUCCGGAGAGUAAAUCGACAGGGAGCUCUGGACCGAGACUCGCGUGUGCUACAAUUGGCUACAGGGGUGUGUAACCAACCAUGAAACCUCCAGUAUCACCUUUAAUAUCGACGUGAUGAAUGACAGUGAAAUCAACAAUCACUGAAGUAGUUAUGUCUUGAAGAUAUUCAAUUUCUACUAAUAAAUGCUCACGAAAUUUCUUUUUGAUUUUACAAAUAUAAUUUGUUCUGCACCUCACUUCCUUCUGAUAUUUCUCACCGAACUGAUACCGAGGAUUGUAUGGAUUGUGGUCCAAGCGUCAUUCGUUUAC